Pteronotus mesoamericanus is the source of this 5114-nucleotide messenger RNA. RefSeq names its product TBC1 domain family member 9B (gene TBC1D9B). The coding region runs from base 74 to 3844 and encodes 1256 amino acids. The record is from RefSeq and is a predicted model, not a curated record. Gene Ontology annotation, molecular function: calcium ion binding. NCBI's taxonomy places the organism in Eukaryota, Metazoa, Chordata, Mammalia, Chiroptera, Mormoopidae. The transcript has 22 exons.
CGCUCCGCCCUCCGGCUCGGCCCGUCGGCGGCGCUUCCGCCUGUCUGGCCGGGCCCGGUACGAGUGGCCCACGAUGUGGCUGGGCCCGGAGGAGGUGCUGGUGGCCAACGCGCUGUGGGUGACAGAACGGGCUAACCCCUUCUUCGUGCUGCAGCGGCGCCGGGGCCACCGUAGGGGCGGCGGCCUCACGGGUCUCCUCGUGGGCACCCUAGACGUGGUCCUGGACUCCAGUGCCCGCGUGGCCCCUUACCGAAUCCUGCACCAGACCCAGGACUCCCAGGUCUACUGGACGGUGGCAUGUGGUUCCGACCACAAAGAGAUAACAGAACACUGGGAAUGGCUGGAAAAUAACUUGCUCCAGACGCUGUCCAUCUUUGACAAUGAGGAAGAUAUCACUACCUUCGUCAAGGGCAAGAUACACGGUAUCAUCGCUGAAGAAAACAAGAACCUGCAGCCCCAGGGAGACGAGGACCCCGGGAAGUUCAAGGAGGCCGAGCUGAAGAUGCGGAAGCAGUUCGGGAUGCCCGAGGGGGAGAAGCUGGUCAACUACUACUCUUGUAGCUACUGGAAGGGUCGCGUGCCCAGGCAGGGCUGGCUCUACCUGACCGUCAAUCACCUGUGCUUCUACUCCUUCCUGCUGGGCAAGGAAGUGAGCCUAGUGGUGCAGUGGGUGGAUGUCACACGGCUGGAGAAGAACGCCACCCUGCUCUUCCCCGAGAGCAUCCGCGUGGACACUCGAGACCAGGAGCUCUUCUUCUCCAUGUUCCUCAACAUUGGCGAGACCUUCAAGCUCAUGGAGCAGCUGGCUAACCUGGCCAUGCGGCAGCUGCUGGACAACGAGGGCUUCCUGGAGGACAGGGCGCUGCCCAGGCCCUCCCGGCCCCAUAGGAACAUCUCGGCGCUGAAGCGGGACCUGGACGCCCGAGCCAAGAACGAGUACUACCGGGCCACGUUCCGGCUGCCUGGGGACGAGCGCCUGGACGGCCACACGGGCUGCACCCUGUGGACUCCCUUCAACAAGCUGCACAUCCCCGGCCAGAUGUUCAUCUCCAGCAACUACAUCUGCUUCGCCAGCAAGGAGGAGGACGCCUGCCACCUCAUCAUACCCCUGCGGGAGGUGACCAUUGUCGAAAAAGCCGACAGCUCCAGUGUCCUGCCCAGCCCUCUGUCCAUUAGCACCAAGAGCAAAAUGACCUUCCUGUUCGCCAACCUGAAAGACCGCGACUUCUUGGUUGAAAGGAUCUCUGACUUCCUACAGAAAACGUCAUCUAAGCAGCCAGGCAGCGGCAGCUCGGGGAGGAAAGCCAGCGUCGGGGACCCGGCCCCAGAGCCUGCGCCAGCUCCCUGGGAGCCGCCGGAGCAGCCUGCCAGCCCCACCUCGCCCUGCGGGGGCCGCCAGGGCUCCCUCGCACAGCAGGCGCCCACCGCUUCCCAGGGCCUGCUCAAGCUCUUCCAGAGAGACGCCCUGGUGGAGGACCUGGGGGCCAAGGGGGCCAAGGAGAAGAUGAAAGAGGAGUCGUGGAACAUCCACUUCUUUGAGUAUGGGCGCGGCGUGUGCAUGUACCGCACGGCCAGGAUGCGGGAGCUGGUGCUGAAGGGCAUCCCCGAGAGCCUCCGCGGGGAGCUCUGGCUCCUCUUCUCCGGGGCCUGGAACGAGAUGGUGACUCACCCCGGCUACUACGCCCGCCUGGUGGAGCAGUCCACGGGCAAGUCCAGCCUGGCCACUGAGGAGAUCGAGCGCGACCUGCACCGCUCCAUGCCCGAGCACCCUGCCUUCCAGAACGAGCUCGGCAUCGCCGCGCUCCGGCGGGUGCUGACCGCCUACGCCUUCCGGAACCCCACCAUCGGCUACUGCCAGGCCAUGAACAUUGUCACCUCGGUGCUUCUGCUCUAUGGCAGCGAGGAGGAGGCCUUCUGGCUGCUGGUGGCCCUCUGUGAGCGGAUGCUGCCCGACUACUACAACACCAGGGUGGUGGGGGCCCUGGUGGACCAAGGCAUCUUCGAAGAGCUCACGAGGGACUUCCUGCCCCAGCUGUCCGAGAAGAUGCAGGAGCUCGGGGUCAUCGCCAGCAUCUCGCUGUCCUGGCUCCUCACCCUCUUCCUCAGCGUCAUGCCCUUCGAAAGCGCCGUGGUCAUUGUUGACUGCUUCUUCUACGAGGGCGUCAAGGUGGUCCUGCAGGUGGCCCUGGCCGUCCUGGAUGCCAACAUGGAGCAGCUACUGGGCUGCAGCGACGAGGGCGAGGCCAUGACCGUCCUGGGCAGGUACCUGGAUAACGUGGUCAAUAAACAGAGUGUCUCUCCGCCUAUCCCACACCUCCACGCUCUGCUGACGAGUGGAGAUGACCCUCCUGAAGAGGUGGACAUCUUCGAGCUGCUCAAAGUGUCCUACGAGAAGUUCGGCAGCCUCAGGGCCGAAGACAUCGAGCAGAUGCGGUUCAAACAGAGGCUGAAGGUGAUCCAGUCCUUGGAGGACACAGCCAAGAGGAGCGUGGUCCGGGCUAUUCCUGGGGACAUCGGUUUCUCAGUUGAAGAGCUGGAGGACCUCUACGUGGUGUUUAAGGCCAAGCACAUGGCCAGUCAGUACUGGGGGAGCAGCCGUCCCGCCGCCGUGCGCCGGGACCCCAGCCUGCCCUACCUGGAGCAGUACCGCAUCGACGCCAGCCAGUUCCAGGAACUCUUUGCCAGCUUGACGCCCUGGUCCUGCGGCGCCCACACUCCCGUGCUGGCAGGGCGCCUGUUCCGGCUCCUGGACCAAAACAAGGACUCGCUGAUCAACUUCAAGGAAUUCGUGACAGGGAUAAGCGGGAUGUACCACGGAGACCUGACAGACAAGCUCAAGAUGCUCUACAAGCUGCAUCUGCCCCCAGCCCUGAGCCCGGAGGAGCCCGAGUCGGCCCUGGAAGCGGCCCGCUACUUCACCGAGGACAGCUCCGCAGAAGCGUCUCCUCUGGCCUCAGACCUGGACCUGUGCCUGCCCUGGGAGGCUCAAGAAGCACUACCGCAGGAAGGGCGAGAGGGAGGUGGAAAUGAGGACGUCCAAGAAAAAAGAGCAGAGAAGGGAACCAGCCCUUCUGACUGUCGGCACUACCUUCAGAUGUGGGCCAAGGAGAAAGAGGUUCAGAAGGAGAGCAUCAAGGACCUUCCCAAGAUGAACCAGGAACAGUUCAUAGAGCUGUGCAAGACGCUGUACAACAUGUUCAGUGAAGACCCCAUGGAGCAGGACUUGUACCACGCCAUCGCCACGGUGGCCAGCCUGCUGCUGCGCAUCGGGGAGGUGGGGAAGAGGUUCUCGGCGCAGCCCGGCAGGAAGCCCAGGGACGGCGUCCCCGGCGAGGACCCGCCGCCCGCCCCCGUCUCCACCCAGGACCCUGCUCACGAGCUGCAGCCCCCCGCUGCGGGCGACGCCCCGGCCAGAGCCGGCGGGGAGUCCCAGCUGGGGAAAGCCCCACAGGAGGGCCAGGGGGCAGGCGGCGGGGACGGCGGCGAGGGCCACGGCUCCCCCUCCCAGCGCCUGUCUGACGACGAAACCAAAGACGACCUGUCCAUGUCCUCCUACUCGGUGGUCAGCACGGGCUCCCUGCAGUGCGAGGACCUGGCAGACGACACCGUGCUGGUGGGCGGGGAGGCCGGCCGCCCCGCCGCCCCCGCCCGCAGCGGGGGCUCUGUGGAUGCCGACUGGAGCGUCUCCUUCGAGCAGACCCUGGCCUCCAUCCUCACCGAGCCUGUGCUGGCGGACUUCUUCGAGAAGAAGGUGGACAUUGGACUCAAGAUCAGGGACCAAAAGAAAGUGGAGAGACAGUUCAGCACCUCCAGCGACCAUGGACAUGCUGGGGUUUCGGGUUGAAGACCCCACCAGGCGCGGGCUGACCUCGCUCCCCCCUCCCCCCCUCCCUCCCAGUCAGUGUUCUCCCAAAGGACACGCCCUGCCCUUCUCCCCAGAAGCAGUGACUCCUAGAGGGAAAGAGGCUGAGCAGCCACAGGGGCCCAAGCGGAGGCUCCGCACCCCGCCCGCCUGCCUGCGCGCCGGGCCUGCAGAGCGCCAGGGCCCUCCUCGCCGCCCGGCCGGCCCCAGGCUGGGCGCCGGUGCCACAGGCGGGCCACGCGGGCCUCCACCCUCGGGCGCUGCCCUGCCGCUGCCUGAGGCUGGGGGUGGGGGCGCAGGGGUCACCCGCCUGUUGGGCACCGUGGCAGCUCUCCGGGAGCCCCUGAGCCAGAGCUCUGGCCGAGGGACGCUGGGCGCCACAUGGGUGUAUUCUGAAUGCUCCUCCCAGCCCGGCGCCCCGACCGUCACCCUUACGAGCACAUCCCUCAGGUCCUGGUCUAUCUCCUUGUGUUCAUUUCAGUCGGCGAAAAAUCACUGUGCUCAAUGCCUUAAUAAAGCCCUGAAGAUCUCAAAAGCACGCUGUGUACCAAGCCUGAGCAUGACCCUCAGCCACUGCUUGGGGCUCAGGCCGCCUUCCCGAGGUUCAAGAUACAGCCCCCCGCGGGGCGGGGGUUCAGGCCCCCAGGGCGGAUGGGGACACAGAGGUGCUGAUGCAGGCGGAACAGGGCCAGUGCUGACCUGUGACAGAGCCCCGAGCUCCAUGCACCCCCCGGUGUGAGCAGCCUGGGUCUGGGAGCAGGAGAUGUGUCCUGCUGGGUCCAGAAGUGGACCGCGGGGCCACAGGCGGCAGGCCGAGUGCGAGGACCCUCUUGCUUUGCACCAGGAGCUGGUCAUCGGUGCCCGGUGUCUGGCACGCACAGGGCCGCUCAUGCUUCUACUAAAAGAUGUAUCUCUGCGGCUAUUGCUUUUUAAAAAUUUAAUAGCUUUAUUGAGGCAUAACUUACCAUAAAAUUUGCCUGUUUUAAUUUACAAUUCAAUGAUUUUUAGCAAAUUCACAGAAUUGUGUAACCAUCACCAGAAAGCAAUUUUAGAGGAUUUUCACACCCCAGAAAGGCCCCCCCUGUCCCUGUGCAGCCCACCCGUCUGUACCCUCUGCUCUAGGAAACCACUCAUCGACUUGCCGUCACUCUAGAUUUUAUGGCUGGUUUUAAAAAUAACAAUCUCUAUGAUUUCACCUUGUUCACAAGUUCUGGGUCACAGUCAAUAAAGACAGCAAAACAACCGUUUUCUU